AUGGGGAGAGGGAAGAUUGCAAUCGAGAGGAUCGAGAAUGCAACGAACCGUCAGGUGACCUUUUCCAAGAGGCGUGGCGGGCUGAUGAAGAAGGCCCGGGAGCUCGCUAUCCUGUGCGAUGCCGAUCUCGCACUCAUCGUCUUCUCCAGCACAAGUCGCCUCUACGACUAUGCAAGCUCGAGCGGCAUGAAGGCAAUACUAGAGCGCUACCAUGAGGCAAAAGAGGAGCACACUAGGGUUUUGAAUCCAACAUCAGAGGCAAAGUUAUGGCAGAGGGAGGUUGUAAACUUGAGGCGGCAAGUGCAAAACUUACAACACAGUAAUAGCCAACUAUUGGGAGAGGAACUAUCUGGCUCAAAUGUUCGGGAUCUGCAGUUUCUCCAGAACCAACUUGAGAUUAGUUUGCAUUCUGUAAGAAAGAGGAAGGAGCAACUUCUGGCCGUGGAGAUCCAAGAACUCAACCAAAAGGGGUUUCAUAUUGAGAAGGAAAACAUAGAACUUUGCACCAAGCUGAGAAUUGCUCAUGAACACAAGAUGGAACUACAGAAGAAGAUUUCUGGAGGACUCAGAUCGAGUGAGCAGCAGACUGGCGCAAGCAGCUCAAAAAUGAGAGUACGUGAACCAAGUAUUGACCUUGAGUUGUGCCAGCAGGAGCAGGAUGACGAAUAACACAUAAUAUCUCGUCAACAUCAUGCCUGGACGAUGUCGCAGCUCAUCAAUCUUUGUGCAUACACCUUGUACGGUGCACGAGGAGUCAAGAAACA
Messenger RNA from Lolium rigidum, 764 nucleotides. Its product is annotated as MADS-box transcription factor 25-like. NCBI's taxonomy places the organism in Eukaryota, Viridiplantae, Streptophyta, Magnoliopsida, Poales, Poaceae. Gene Ontology annotation, molecular function: RNA polymerase II cis-regulatory region sequence-specific DNA binding; DNA-binding transcription factor activity, RNA polymerase II-specific; protein dimerization activity. Gene Ontology annotation, biological process: positive regulation of transcription by RNA polymerase II. Bases 1 to 669 code for a protein of 222 amino acids. The transcript has 8 exons. The record is from RefSeq and is a predicted model, not a curated record. Gene Ontology annotation, cellular component: nucleus.